ACGCCUUCGACCCACCUUUUGAAAAUAUUGCCCGAUGUUCUGGAAGCCCCCUGACUCGGACGAUGAGGAGAGCUACGACGACGACGACGACGACGACACGUCGGCGACCGUGACGCCAACGCUGGCGGCCUUCCCGGGAGCCGCCCGAUACCUGGCCGGCGGCGCUCGGGCGGGCCACGCCGCGUCGGCGUCGUCCGUUACGCGGCCGGACGAGGCCCUCCACAACAUCUUGCGUGCGAUGCUGGCGCUCUCGUACGAGCCGACCCCUCUAGCGGCCAUGGUGGAAGAGGGCGUGGCGGCCCGCCUCGCCCGCCUUGCCGCCGCGGGGCUGCCCGCGAUCGCCGCGCUGCUGCUGCUCGGCAGGACGAGCAGCAGCGCUGACGAUGACGGCGGCGAGCUGCCGACUUCGCCGCCGGAGCAAGUAUCGGAGGCGGUGCGGUCGCCGCUCGUGAGCGCGUGCGGGCUGCUGACGAACAUCCUUACCUCCGCAGGCCACCUGGCGUGGCCAGAGGAUCGGCCGGCGGCUGCCGGCGGCAGCGGCGCGGCGCGGAGACGAGGCGCCGGGCGCCAGCAGCCGCGGGGGGCGCCGAGACACCCCGUCCUCGGGCACCCGGGCAUGGGGCAGUGCCUGGCGUCGCUCGCCGAGGUGGCGGGCGCCGCCGGCGCUGCCCGGCGCGCCGGGGGCGGGGCUCGCUGGCGGCUGCUCGCCGCGCACGCCACCCUCGUCGUGAUGACCGUGGCCCGCGCGGCCACGCCGGGGAACGGCCUGGCGCCGGCGGCCGGCCUGGCCGGCCGGAGGCCACGGCGGUGGUCGGGAGAGGAGGGCGACCCGCCAGGCGACGGUGCGUCGCCGUCCGUCUGGGAAGGGAUGGCACGGGCGGUGGACGAGGCCCUGGGGUCGUUGAGCGCGACCCCCGGUAGGGGAUUGAUCGGUGGCGGGAGGGGGGGAACGGGGGAAGAGGAGGAGGAGGAGGCGAGCUACGAGGAAGGUGCGAUCUGGCAGUGGUGCCUCGAGUGCGCGAGGGAGAUCGAGGUCGCUCCGGGCGGGGUGACGGGGAACGCGUACGUGUCGUGCGGGGUCGUGCCGCGGAGGUUGCUCAGUAGCCUGAAGGAGGCCUCUGCUGAUGGCAGGAUCUAGCGACCUUUGUGUGGUGGUGAUCCGUGGGCAAGCGGGUUCUCGGUCAUCAGGAUUCAUUGGAAUACACCGGGCAUGGUUUUAUAGAGAUUUGUUUUGUUUCGGCGUCGAAGGGACUGCACCAUUGUCUACCAUGUUUUGAACGGGGUGUGUGUGUCGUCCUUUUGUGAAGGGGGAGGAGAGCAGGAUUUGGCGCUGUAUCCUGGUUCAGCGGGUGUCGAGCGUGCUACACCCAGCUGAACCUAACAAAAUGUUAACGUAUGUGCUCUGCGCGUGUAGCUAGAAUACGAGCGGAGGUCAAGUUUCGGGGCUACCCGGUUUUGUUCGGAAUGGCAUCGAUGCUCUUUGUGGUUUGGCGUGGCUGGACUGCUUGGGCUGAGUGUUGUUCUAGACGUGUUUGUUGGGGUAUCGCAUGUUGUUGCUAUCGUCAUAUAAGUAAUCAUGGCCGAUACCCUGCACGUCCUCGUUCCUACGGCGCUCUUCGAGGCAAAGAACGAAAUUGCCUUGGGCGUAUUCUCCACGCUCCCACGCCACAAGU
Messenger RNA from Ectocarpus sp. CCAP 1310/34, 1673 nucleotides. The record is from the annotation of a GenBank genome assembly. NCBI's taxonomy places the organism in Eukaryota, Phaeophyceae, Ectocarpales, Ectocarpaceae.